GCAGAAUGUAGGCUGGGCUUUUAAGGCUGGGGAAUUCAUGAAAAUGGUGGCUUGGAAAUACUGACAGCUUGUGUGAGGAUAAGGAAACCAAGAGAUUGGCCUCAGAGUCAGAGAAGCAAACCGUAAUGGCAGAUGCUGGGCAGAUCAGAAAGACAGCAGUCAAGGUUCUGGGCUGUGUGGAGAAGGUCUCCUCCUUUGCCUCUUCCAUCGACCCCCUGUUUGGCAUCGUCUCCUCCCUGGUGGGGGUGGCACGAGUGGGACUUGUGGGCGAGGAGGCACACGCCCUGGACAAGGACUUCCAGGCAGUCCACAAUAAGUUGGAGAGCAUAUCGAAGAAGAACCGCCAGUGCCUGCGACAGAUCCGCGUGGAUGAGGUCAAUGAGACCUUCGGCAAGUAUGAGGAGUACAUUAAGCACCAGUACGGCGCUUUCAACACCAUGGUGGCAUUGGUGAAAAAGGCCCCAGAAGAUGCGCAGAGGCACAUGGCCGAAUUUGAACGGGUUUACGAGAGGGACAAGGGUGACAUGAGCCUGGACGUGUUCUACAGGGGAGUCAUGGGCACUGGGUCGCUGUUCGGAAGGCCCCUGCUGAAGGUGUACCUGGAGCACUGUGACGGAGACCGCAGGGUCAUGGAGCACCGGUGUUCCCACCUUGGCCACCUGUUCCAAAUCGGCCUGAUCGCCCUCAUGGCCUACACAGCGGUGACGGAGGACGACGAGGAUGAGGUGCGGGAAAAAUGGGCCAAACGCGUGCAGGACAUCCAGGCCAAGAUGCAAGAGGUUUUGAGUCAGUGCAAAGACGACACCGUCCACGAUCCAAGUUUGAAGAAGGGGAGAGGUGGGGGUCAUGUCAGUAAAUAAUCCCUACUCUCUGUCCACUGGAAUUCACCACUGGCUGUGCAGUGUGACUUCAGUGUUCCAGCCCUGCUAAAAUGCAAAUAUUGUUUAUUAUUAUAUUGGAUUAUAUCCUAAAGUGCAUAGUGGUGAAGUCCAGUGGUUCCUUCUUGACAAGACCAGAGAUUCAAGAGAGGUUUAGUGGAUGAGAGGAGGAAUUUGGUGAUUAAAAGUGUGGAAAGGGGGUUUCUGUUUUUUCAGAAACCAGUUAAUCAAGCAGACCAAGUUAAGCAAACAAAUCAAAUGUAUAUUAUUAAUAAAACACAAAAUUCAAAGCAAUCACAUUGAUUUUCUGUUUUUAUUCAUAUAAGCUGAAGGCCAUUUAUUUGAGUCAAGAGAACUCAAUGUUGUUGAGGCAGUUGUUCCUAGUUUGUCAAGAUCCUCUGAUUGUCUGUCAAUGUUUCCAUGCUGCCUUUAAUAAAGUCUGAAUUAUGACCUCAUUAAA
This is a messenger RNA of Esox lucius (northern pike), 1338 nucleotides long. It is a transcript of the gene rpz2, whose product is annotated as rapunzel 2. The transcript has 2 exons. Bases 126 to 860 code for a protein of 244 amino acids. The record is from RefSeq and is a predicted model, not a curated record. NCBI's taxonomy places the organism in Eukaryota, Metazoa, Chordata, Actinopteri, Esociformes, Esocidae.